Messenger RNA from Theobroma umbraticum, 1505 nucleotides. RefSeq names its product RING-H2 finger protein ATL80. The record is from RefSeq and is a predicted model, not a curated record. NCBI's taxonomy places the organism in Eukaryota, Viridiplantae, Streptophyta, Magnoliopsida, Malvales, Malvaceae.
AAAAGACAAUCCAAAGAGCCUUUGUUGUAGCAACCUAAAGCAUAAAGAAAGGGAACCGAAAAAAAUAAUGAAGAAUCGAAGAACUAAUUAGCCUGUUAGCCAUCUUUGGCCUCUGUCAUUGUUUUUUUUUUUCUUUUGCUUUGGCAACAGCAGAGACAAGACCCUUUUAAUCUGCUUCUCUUUUGCCCGGCAAAGUAUUAGGCUUCCUCUUUCUUGCUCAUUCAUUCUGGCAAAAUAAGGAAAAUCAUGAUCUACAUAAUUCAAAAAUACGACUUUCGAUCUUAAACUGUAUCAGUAGAAUAAAAAAAGGGUGGGAUCGAAGGAAAAGACAGUUCUUUCAAACGAAUUUGACAAUUAUUACGGGAUGAUACUGAAGUCAAAAUGAGGAGACUUGCAUGCAGGGGUGUAGAUGAAUGAGUUGAAAAACAGAGGGUCAUUCAUGGAAAGGAAACAUUAAAAAUGGUGGUAAUUAAUUAUUCUAGUAGUAGUAAUUAACAAACAAAUUAGACCGCGAAAUCAAAGAGAUUCUUGAUUUACUAUAAAAACCCAUCUAAAAUCAUUACUUCAACAGAAAACGUUAGAACAACUUGACACAACACCAACACUACGGUACGGUACAUAAACGAAUUUCUCUCUCUCUGCACAUGACUCGUCCUUUCAGGCUCCUAGGAGCCGCCAACUCCUCGGCAACUAGCGAGCCUCCGCCGCCGCCUGAACAAGCGGCAACCGUCGACUCCGACUUCGUCGUAAUUCUUGCAGCUCUCCUCUGCGCCCUUAUCUGCGUGCUGGGCCUCAUCGCUGUCGCACGCUGCGCCUGGCUUCGCCGACUUUCCGGCGGCUCUGCCUCCAACCCAGCAGAUACACCCCGUCCUACGCCUCCUGCCAACAAGGGCCUCAAGAAGAAGAUCCUCAAGUCCCUCCCUAAAGCCACCUUUUCAGCUGAAUCUUCUGCCAAAUUCUCCGAUUGCGCGAUUUGCCUGACGGAGUUCGAGGUGGGCGAUGAAAUCCGGGUGCUGCCGCAGUGCGGCCACGGCUUCCACGUGGCCUGCAUCGACACUUGGCUGGGGUCCCAUUCUUCCUGCCCUUCCUGCCGUCAGAUUCUGGUAGUUGCCAGAUGCCGCAAGUGCGGCGGUUUGCCCGGGUCGGGGGCUUCAACCUCUGGAACUGACUCUGAGGUCGGAUUGAAGGAGCGUGAAGAUGAUGUCAAUAGGUUCUUGCCCUAGCCUCUCAGUCUCAGGGUUCCCCAUUUUUUCUUUCUUUUCGAAGUUAAUUCUGUUAGGUUAGUUUGCCUCCUGAAUUGUUACUACUACUACUAGCAUUUAGGUUUGGACUUUAUUCGAAUUUCUGUGUAGUGCUAUUUGGUUUGGUGUAUGUAUAAGUUAAGUGGUACUUAUGUAUGUAAAAAAUAUAGGCAGAAUUCAGAAUGUCAGAUUCCUGUAAGGACAUGAUUAGUUCAGAUUACCCACACAAAAAAGAUUAAUGGUUUCAGAAUGAAAAUUGAGCAA